Messenger RNA from Phyllostomus discolor (pale spear-nosed bat), 1154 nucleotides. Its product is annotated as protein mago nashi homolog 2-like. NCBI's taxonomy places the organism in Eukaryota, Metazoa, Chordata, Mammalia, Chiroptera, Phyllostomidae. Gene Ontology annotation, biological process: RNA splicing. Bases 437 to 922 code for a protein of 161 amino acids. Gene Ontology annotation, cellular component: exon-exon junction complex; catalytic step 2 spliceosome; nucleus. The transcript has a single exon. The record is from RefSeq and is a predicted model, not a curated record.
CAAAAGAAAGUCACUCAGAGCGAGAUCAGGUGAAUAGGGAGGGUGGGGCACAGGCAUCAUGCUGGUUUUGGUCAAAAACUGCUGAACACUCAGCGCAGUGUGGGCAGGUGCACUACAAAAAUCACCCAUCAAGAAAUGGACAAACACGUUGAAACAGUCUUCAAAAAAAAUUCAGUGAAGCCAAAGCAGCCUCUUAUAACAACACCAGCUAGUACACCAAUACAGAUGGGUUCCUAGAACACUCGCCUAGUGGGGGAAGCCUGUACUACAAGGGGCCCGACCUCCAGAAGAUGAUAAUUCUAGGGGCUUUUUAGGGGUCCCUCCUCGUAAUUUCAAUUCUCUCUGACUCUAUUAAGCACCUCAUUCUACACCCUCUCCAUUUUCCCUAUGAAACAAAAUAAGGACUGAGCCUUUGAAGGGCUUUCUGCAAACAAAAAUGGCUUUGGCCAGAGAUUUCUACUGGCGCUACUAUGUCAGGCACAAGGGCAAGUUUGGACACGAGUUUCUGGAAUUCAAGUUCUGGCCAGAUGGAAAACUUAGAUAUGCCAACAACAGCAAUUAUAAAAAUGAAGUCAUGAUCAGAAAAGAGGCUUACACACACAAGAGUGUAAUGGAAGAACUGACAAGAAUUACUGAUGACAGUGAAAUUACCACAAAAGAAGAUGAUGCUUUGUGGCCUCCCCCUGACAGGGUUGGCCAACAGGAGCUUGAAAUUGUAAUCGGAGAUGAACACAUUUCUUUUACUACAUCAAAAAUAGGUUCUCUCAUUGAUGUAAAUAAGUCAAAGGAUCCCGAAGGCCUUCAAGUAUUUUACUAUUUGGUACAGGACCUGAAAUGUUUAGUUUUCAGUCUUAUUGGAUUACAUUUCAAUAUUAGACAAUCUAAAUUAUAUGUUUUUGAGGCUAUUUUUAUAUUUAAUUAAGGGAUUGGUAAGGGGGGUUGUCAUUCACAAUAUCGGGAUUUUUAUGUAUGUGAAGCAAACACAUUUUUUGUAUGCAAAUUGAAAAUAAGAAAAUAUAUAAAUAGGCUUAAUGGUUAUCUUCACUUGUGCCCAAGUGGGUUGGACAGUGCCCAUACACAUUAAAUUCUGUAAAUAAAAGACACCUUUUGUUGAAAUUUUGCUGCAAUAAAACUUAUCACAACCUGGAAAAAAA